Didymodactylos carnosus is the source of this 2863-nucleotide messenger RNA. The record is from the annotation of a GenBank genome assembly. Lineage: Eukaryota; Metazoa; Rotifera; Eurotatoria; Philodinida; Philodinidae.
AUGCCUACUGUACUACCACCAAUUAGCGAACCAACGGCGGCAAACGAAAAGAUUGGGGGUGUUCCAAUAUUGCACUACUUUGACUUUGGAUCGAAAGGACGUGGAGAGGUGCUCCGUCUCUUCUUCUACGACGCUGAAAUUUCUUUCAUCGACAAACGUUACACAUUCCAAGAGUUUCCAGAAUACCAGAAAUCCAUUAUUGUUCCCAAAAUGAAUCCCACAGGCUCUAUUCCCAUUGUGGAACUCAACGAUGAGUUCCUGACCCAAUCAGCACCCGUUUUACGUUUGUUCUCGUAUCGUUUGGACGGCGCCUACAACGGCACGACACCAGAAACCACGUAUUGGGUGGACGCCAUGGCAGACAUUGUGAUCGAUUUCCGAGCAUUGUUUGCCAAAGCCUAUUUCGCAGAGGAUAAGACAGAGUUUGAAGAACAUUUGAAAAAAGAUGUUCCAAAAUAUUUAGUCGUAUUUGAGAAGCAUUUGAAAAAGUACGGCGGUCCAUUUUUUAUUGGAAAGGAGAUUACGUAUGCCGAUUUUAUGUUAUGGCAAGUGAUCCAUGAUGACGGAUUGCUGAAAGGAAAUGGACUAGAUGGAUAUCCUCUAAUGCAAAUGCAUGCAAAUGCUUUAAUGAAAAGACCCAAUAUCAAAAAAUACUUUGCUUCAGACAGGUAUCAUGUAUAACUUUGCUUGUUUGGUAAGAUGGGUAGAUAAACUAUUUGUAAUUAGAAUUAUGAAGUUUUUUCGAACGAUGAUUCAAUUGUGUGUGAAGCAGCGAUCAUAUUUUAAACAAAAAUACAAGUUCGACGGCGUUAAGAAAUAAUUAAAUUUCUUUGAGAAGUGAAUAAUAAACUGGGUCCCGUUUGAACUCGAGAGCUCUUACAUUGUCUACAGGCAUUUACACUAGCUUAUCACACUGCAGACAUUUACGAAUCUGUCAUGUAAUCGUAACUAACGCGAGUUUUCAAAUCUAACGAGUAAAGCAGAGAAAUGCUAUAGGCAUGGGAUUAGAGCAAAGCACUCUGUCAUUCAAAACAAACAGCAUUGGUAUACAAAUAUACCAUUCAAGAUGUGUUGUAACAAUACGAAAGAAAUCUUUUCUAAACGAAUUAAACGUUCGCUUCCUGCUCAUACUGAUGAACUUGCCGCGAGACAUCCAUGCAUUUUCACAAGCUAGUUCAGACAUCAUUGUAUAGGAAACGACGAGUGGAAUCGAAUGCAUAUAUCAUCGUAGUUUCUUUAUCCUAAGAAAGCGGCAGUCGUUUUCGUUUAAAAUACAUGACAAAAACGUUAAUUCAAAAUAAGAUGUUGACUACAUCUGUUCUUGAGUUACAGUCGGUAAUAAAAAAUACUAUUAUUUUUUCAAUGGUAAAAAUGAAUGCAGAAAUACAACUCAGGAUUUGUCAGCAAAACUAUAAAGCUUUUUCAAUAAUGUGGACAACUUAUUCCGUUACGUACAUCAGCUAAAUGCUAACUCACCUGUCGUUAAAUUGCACAGUAUCUGUUUGACUAGAAGCCGUAGCGAUCGCACCGCAAAUAUUUUCGACGUGGUCGAACGAAACAACGGAAAUUCCAAAUUUUCCUGAAAAGCUAAGUUUUGGUAGUUCUAUCAUACUUGAGUGAAGAAUGAGAAAAAAGAGAGCAACAGAAGAACGAAAAAAUGACGUUUACUAAUUGGGCCAUUUCUAUUCAUCUAGGCAUGAACAUAACAAUAGUCAUCAUCGGAAUCGUAAACUUUCGUAGGAUUUCUAUUCGUUCGAAAGAAUAAUUCAUAUCCAAGGUUAUCGUUCCUGCAAAUUUAAAGAAAGUAAAACUGCAUAAAUAAAUCAAAAGAGACGUAUCUCCAGAUACAGUUCUUAGUUCAAUGGCUUACAUUCCAUGAUAACAGCAGUGACUGAAGUACACUAUGAACAUGUAUGUUCAUGUAGACUAUCAUGGUAGUCGUCUGCAAACCAUGAUAUUCGUCUACAGAAUAUGUUUAAUUCAAUUCAAACAAAAACAUAAUCAGUUUGAUUAAAUCAAACUUGUAUUCCUAAAUGAACAAUACUUCUAUAACCAAUUUUGUAUUAAAGAGUUUGCAACAGAAAAGUUGUUGAGAAAUAACUCACUUUUACUUUUAUUUAUACAUUAUACGCUCCCCUUUCUUGUAAUCGAUGCUCCUAAAGAACAGUUGAGCUCUGCAGUUGUAUUAGCAAUCUCUUUAGAAAGUCUUGAAUAUAAAUGUCUGGGAUGAUAAGGACGUGACCAUCGCAAAUCUAUCUUUUUGUUUAUACCACUUGUUAUCGAAUUCAAAAGUCAUAUUUUCAACACAAAAAUAAACUAAUGCAACCAUUUCUAAACCGUUUUAGGUUUCGUACAAGACAUGGUACAGUACGAAACUGUUUAAGUGCAUAAAUUCUAGCAGUUUUUUCUAAGCAAGUGGACCAUUUCAGUAGCUCAGGCGUGUUUUCCUUGGAUAGGACGACGAAAACUGGGCCAAAAAAAUAUCUGAAACUUCUGUAGUUUUUGAUUUUUCGAGAAAAACUCAUGAGGAAAAAACAUAGCGAAAUAAACAAAAGCACUGAUCAAUUGUUUCAAUGCACUUAAAACGGUUUCGUACUACACUUCUAUAUACCUUUUUAUGUUUCGUACAUAUGAAAAGUAUGACCUUUUGCCAGGCUCAGAGAUACAGGGUCAUUUGUAUAUCAAAAAGCUUAGAACUAAUUUUAUAUUAACUUAGCAUAAAAUUUGGAAUAGGGAAAUUCAGAAAAAAAUAAUUUUGAUUCGCGUUUUUUAGCGCCACUUUUUAUGUGUAUUUGCUUCUUAAAAUUAACAUCCGUUUUUUUAGCAUUUUUAUUCUUACAUACUUACUUAGUUAAAAUAAACC